AUGGAACCCCACGAUCCAGAUACGCACCCUCGUCCAGAGCAUUUCCUUGCAAUGCUUGACCGCCAAUUUGGAAAUUUGAAGACACCGGGCCUGGCUAAUAAAGUUCUCAGCUACGUCGGGAAGGCAUUCGAAUUGCACCUUCAAAAAGGCACAGGGGCUUUCCUGAACGCCACUCGUUGCUUGUCAGCUGUUCAAGAGCUGGAUGAGAUGGCCAUAGCAGAUGAACUCAAAGACAAGAUCGCCGCUUUCAUGGUAUAUGGCUUGGACCCAAUCGAGGUUUUCUUUGGCAUGCUCCCUGCUCCCAAACUACACGAUGAAUGCAAGAACUACUCUGAGCUGGCUGGAUGGUAUCGCCUACCUGCUGAGAUUCUGGCAGCGAGGUCCCGUCUGGAUCGCGACCCAUUCAGAUCUUCCGAUGCCGAUGCUCCCAUAAUGGUGGACAUAGUCGUCAAGUCGGCGGAGAAGAUGGGAACUCGGGGUACGCCUGUGGAAGAACAAAUGGAACUGGAGGGAGUUGCAGACUUGGAGGCCGGUCUCGCUCGUUUGGCCUUGAGCCACCCGCAAGAAGAAGUGGGAGACACGCAGAAGCACAAGUUUCUCUCGUACCUACGCUGGGUUGUUCAGGGUCGGAAGACUGUGGGUUCUCCUUUCGCAUCACAGAGUCCCAGCAAAGACACGAUCUUGUGUUCAGGUGGUUAUGAAAACCUCAGCACACUCUCCAACGGCCAGGUAUCCGGACCUUGCACCAACUGUGGCUCCCAAGAUGCCGCCCACCAAUGCAAGCUUUGCUUGAUUACCUUGGACGGUUAUGUUUCUGAGCAAACCGUGUCAGCUACUACCUACUGUAACGAGAGCUGUCGAAACGCCCACUUCGAGGCAAACAAGGGUGCUUGCAGAGAGAUACGCAAACUGGCCCGCAGUGCAGUUCUGUUCAAGGAAGCAUUCUAUCGGUACAUUCAGAUUGCUGGUGGUAUAAUGCCUUUCUCUGCCAUCAAACAAGAGCAAGGCAUCAUCUUCAAGCAGUGUACCGGAACUUCGAAUACCGUACCCUCCCUUCGGCACCUAGCAGACUCUCAGUCGCAAGCAGAUGCUGCCAUGACCAGUUUCACGUGUGGCGAUAUAAUCGCCUGGGCGAGACCGAUUCUCGAAUUCCUGAUUCAACCUUGCUGCACUUCUGUCGAGUUCGUCAAUUUCAGCGUCAAGAAUGCAGAUAUCGCUGUGGCAAAUGAAUUCCAGAUAGGGUCCUCACACCAUCUCCGGUACAACACCCUCCGUCUUCAUCUUGCAGCUCGCUUGACAUUGCCUUCGGGAGCGCAGUACGCCUUCGACCCGAGCGCCGCCCAAUUCGGCUGGAAAGAUUGCCUCGCGCCGUGGGCUGAGUACGCCCGCUGCCGCAUUCACCACAUAGAGAAUGUCACUGUGCUCGAUCCUCUGGACGGCACCCGAGUGCCCGCCAAGGACCGCGUAAAACCUUCAGACAUUAUCCGAAGAUUUGACUGGGCAAAGGAAUACGUGGCAGAGGAGCUCGUCAGCAUCCUGCGCGCACGAAAGGGUGGCCUCCGAGCCCUCCUCAAACUCUCUGAUGGUCAAUUCGAGACGGGAAGAAAGGACUUGGCGGAUGCCAUGGAGGACUUCGUCCGGGACUUUGCAAAGUCAUUGAAGUAA
Messenger RNA from Diaporthe amygdali, 1665 nucleotides. RefSeq lists its product as uncharacterized. Lineage: Eukaryota; Fungi; Ascomycota; Sordariomycetes; Diaporthales; Diaporthaceae. The transcript is spliced from 2 exons. The coding region runs from base 1 to 1665 and encodes 554 amino acids. The record is from RefSeq and is a predicted model, not a curated record.